GUUUACAUUUUUACUGAAUUCUAUUUUCACAUUGUUAGAUAAACAUUAGAUGACGAAAAACUCUGAAUGCACAUCCGAAGUAGAUGUAACCUCAAAAAAGGGAAAACAAAAUCCUACGAAUGAAGAAAACAUGCAACAGUCUUUAGUAGAUGAGAAUGAAAAACCCAAGGAGGUCAUGUCGCGUGCACAGCGCCGCAAGCUCAAGAAAUAUCCUGUAGUAGUCACGUCCCAAAUGAAGGAAAAAGCACGUGAGGCAAAGCGUGAGCUACGCAAAUACUUGCGUAUGAUUAAGUCCAACGGAGGGCGGCGUAAGGUGGCGAAGCUAGCUGAAAAGCGUAGACGUGAUGUUGAUGACAAUGAAGAAGCGAUUAAUGCGUUUGACUUCGAUCAUAGGCCGCUUAAGAAAGGAAGGCGCUUGGAGUAGGUAAUAAAAGGAUGAUAUUAGGUUUUAUUUUCAUCGAGAUACAAGAUGAAGAGUAAGUAUAUUGGGUGAUACUACUAUCUACAUGUCAUUAUUAUUAACUUUGAUUAAUAUAAUCAAAGUAAUAGUAACUUAAAAAUGAAUGAUUCUAAAA
Molecule: messenger RNA, 575 nt
Organism: Phytomonas sp. Hart1
Lineage: Eukaryota; Euglenozoa; Kinetoplastea; Trypanosomatida; Trypanosomatidae
Source: the annotation of a GenBank genome assembly